Messenger RNA from Macrobrachium nipponense, 2218 nucleotides. It is a transcript of the gene IntS10, whose product is annotated as integrator complex subunit 10-like. Gene Ontology annotation, biological process: snRNA processing. NCBI's taxonomy places the organism in Eukaryota, Metazoa, Arthropoda, Malacostraca, Decapoda, Palaemonidae. The record is from RefSeq and is a predicted model, not a curated record. Gene Ontology annotation, cellular component: integrator complex.
UUAUGCCGUAUCUGAACGGCUCCGAACAUUAUUUCUUCUGAUGAUAAACUUUAUUACUAGGAAAGAAAAAGGUUAAUCAUGGCUUCAUCACCGGAAGAAGAUGCACUUCAAACGACAGACGAAGAAUACUUGAUAUAUAAAGCUAAAGAAGCUCAGGGCAAAGAUCCAUGCGCCGCCAAGUGCUGGAUGAUAACUGCCCAGGUUCUGUUUCCUAAGAACUUCGGCAUACAGUUUGAAGUCUACCAAAUUGAGAAAGCAGCGAAGAAUGUGAAAGAGGCAGCAAAAUGCUUGGGAGUAUUGUUACGAGAGUUUGCUCCAGAACCUUUACUGUGGCGGGAAGUUGACACAAUUAUGACAGCCUUAAGGCACAGCUCACCCGAAUCACAAACUUCAUUCUUGAAUUUAUUGUUUAAUAUGCUGCCCAAAGAUGUUCAGUUAGGGAUGGUAUUGUCUGCUGCUGAGCGUUCACAAGAUAUGAUGACUCGGUGCCGGCUGAUGUUACUCCUGACAACCACAUUUCCGGAAACAACUGCUCAUCAUGGGCUGAAGUUAGUCGACAGUUUGUUAGCAGCCGAAAAACAUUGUUCUGGGCCUAUUAAUCCGUUCCGACGUAUGCUUGUUUGCGAACUGCUACCUAGACUUCUUCAAACACGUGGUUUAGAAGUACGACCAAAGACUCUCCAUAAUUUAUUAUCCAGGGCAAUUGAAUUCUACAUAGCGUAUGUAACCACACCACCUAAAGUUAUGCAGGGCAUACUAGACGGUGAUAGCAAAAUUGAAGAUCCCUGGCAACAACUUUUCUCAAUUGUUCAACUUAUUGGCUGGAAUCUUGGCUGGGACUUAUCAUCAGGAUUUGUAAGUACCAGUAACAGAGAACUCAUCUUGCAAAGAAUUCAGAGCCUUGUUGAAGGAGGGGCCCGUUUUUGUGGGCCCAAAGGGGAAGGAGGAGAAGAUGUGCGAGAAGUACUGUACACCACUCUAACCAUUUUUCUCCAUGCCCUCAUGGAUUACACCAAACGACUAUAUCCAGACUUUAACGAAGAUCCUGUUAGUGAGUGGGAAGGAUAUCAAGAGGGUAGUCUCUCAUCGAAUCCUCCUAUGACACUAGUUGAGGCAUUUGUGUCUCCUGAAGUUGACAGAGAAGAUUCAGUUAUUGUGCCUCCUAAAAGAUCCAGGCCAUCUUUAGAUGAGGAUCCCACCAUUCCAAUUAUCACAGUGAGUCGUCCCACUUCAAGUGCACCAGGUGGACAGCCAAACACUGGUUCAAUGGUGGGGUUGGCUGUCAAUGCACCAGCAGGAAUUGCAGCUGGUGGAUUGUCGCAAGCUCUUACUACUGCUAUCAAGUGUUGGGAUCUCCUUAAUUCUUAUGAACAACUUAGGGCAGAAUUUGUCCGUUUACUGGAUAGCCUGGGUACAGACCGUUGGUGGUGGUUACGGGUAUUCAGAACAGAUGUCCUGAUAUACCAGGGCAGAUUAGCGGAGGCUGCAAGAGAACUUCGUCAUACACUAACUCACCGAGGUCCACAGAUGCCUACUACUUUCAUCAGCACAAAUCUGAAACUUGCAUCAGUGUUGUAUGCUCUUAAUAGCCUCUCUAGUGCGGCUGAGGCAGUAUUAGAAGUGGUGAAUCAACUACCGGGGUGGGUGCCUGGCGUUGGUGGACUAGCCACAGAUCUGUGUGUUUCAGCAUUACCUGCCAGGCGUCAUUUGCAUGUACUGGCGCUUACUCGACCACAGUGUCUUCAGUUUGCCACCACUCUUCUUAUUCACUCUCUCCGUCAAAGAAUAUUUGUCGACAAGCACUCGGAUGAUCUCUGCAUGGGUUAUCUAAUAACCCUCCUUCAGUAUGAAUGGCCGAAAUACAUCAAUAUAUUUGAAGAAAUCUUGAUUAUAAUUAGAAAGCUUGGAGGUUUCUCUUAUCCGCUGUUCUACAGUUAUGUUACUACGCCUGAUAUCUUGGAAGAAUUCAUGUACUUAGCCAUCAAGGAUGGUGGAAGUCUACAGUUGGAUAUCAUACCUAUUAAUCAUUCCAAUAAGCAACAGCGCACAAUAUCAACCCGAGGAGUUGACAGGGACCUGAAGCAUGACUUUAAAAUGGGAAUGAAGAAACUCAUGCUGCGCAGUUCGGAGUCAGUAGAGACUAAUAUUAUCACGUUCUUGAUACGGGAGGGGUCCUUAAUUCAUCAAAAUCUCAUGUGAAGUAAAGUUUUUAAUCUAA